AUGUGUGAAUCGAUUGUAACUAAUACAGAUUUUUCUCCGAAUGAAUUGAAACGGGAGCCCAUCGCAAUAUCACGAUCCGAGAGUACGGACUCAUUGAACAGUCUGGCUUCCACUAGAAGCUCCUCAAGCAGUAGGCUAAAGACAUUUUUUUGUGACUAUGACGGCUGUGAUAAGGCAUUCACAAGGCCAUCGAUUUUGACUGAGCACCAGUUAAGUGUACAUCAAGGUUUAAGACCAUUUCAGUGCGAUAAGUGUCCAAAAUCGUUUGUUAAAAAGAGUCAUCUUGAGAGACACCUGUAUUCGCAUUCUGAUACGAAGCCAUUCCAGUGCUCCUAUUGUGGCAAAGGAGUGACCACUCGUCAGCAACUGAAGCGCCAUGAAGUGACACACACCAAAUCAUUUGUUUGUCCUGAAAAAGGAUGUGAUCUUCGAUUUUAUAAGCAUCCACAAUUAAGGGCACAUAUUUUAUCUGUUCAUCUACACAAGUUGGCAUGUCCACAUUGUAAUAAGAGUUUCCAGAGGCCUUACAGGCUACAAAAUCACAUUUCCAAACACCACGACCCUGAAGUGGAAAAUCCUUAUCAAUGUACUUUUGCUGGCUGCUGUAAAGAGUUUCGCAUAUGGUCGCAAUUACAAUCGCAUAUCAAAAAUGACCAUCCUAAAUUGAAAUGUCCCAUUUGUAACAAGCCUUGCGUGGGGGAGAAUGGUCUACAAAUGCAUAUGAUUAUUCAUGACGACUCGCUAGUAACCAAAAAUUGGAAAUGCCACAUUUGUUCUGACAUAUCUUUUCCUAGAAAGCACGAUCUUCUUACACAUUAUCAGUCCGUACAUAAAGAAGUGGAUGUCCCCUUGGAACUAAAAUAUAAGAUUUCUGAUAUUCAACAACUGGUUCAACACCAAGGAAUUCAGUUGGAAAACGAAGAAAACUUUCCUGAACAGGAUGAUGGUAGAAUUUCCAAUAGGUUGAGGAAAAGAAGAAAGCUUGCCGAAAAUAAUAACUUGCAGUUUUUACAGAAUGAAAUGAACCUAGAAAAGCAGCUCGAAUCUGGGGAAGAUGGAUUGAAUCUUUUACUAAAUACUGUCGGAAGGAAACACAGAUGCUUUUACAGUAAUUGUUACAGAACUUUCAAGACAAAAGAAAAGUAUGAUAAACAUAUAGAUAAACAUAAAAUACAUGAAUUAAAAAUGAAAAUACUACUAGAAAAGGAACAAAUGAAGUCAUAG
Messenger RNA from Saccharomyces kudriavzevii IFO 1802, 1224 nucleotides. RefSeq names its product Pzf1p (gene PZF1). Gene Ontology annotation, biological process: regulation of transcription by RNA polymerase II. The coding region runs from base 1 to 1224 and encodes 407 amino acids. Gene Ontology annotation, molecular function: RNA polymerase II transcription regulatory region sequence-specific DNA binding; DNA-binding transcription factor activity, RNA polymerase II-specific. NCBI's taxonomy places the organism in Eukaryota, Fungi, Ascomycota, Saccharomycetes, Saccharomycetales, Saccharomycetaceae. The record is from RefSeq and is a predicted model, not a curated record. The transcript has a single exon. Gene Ontology annotation, cellular component: nucleus.